Messenger RNA from Hyalella azteca, 3270 nucleotides. RefSeq names its product dopamine receptor 2. The transcript is spliced from 4 exons. Bases 3 to 1328 code for a protein of 441 amino acids. Gene Ontology annotation, biological process: adenylate cyclase-activating adrenergic receptor signaling pathway. Lineage: Eukaryota; Metazoa; Arthropoda; Malacostraca; Amphipoda; Hyalellidae. Gene Ontology annotation, cellular component: membrane. Gene Ontology annotation, molecular function: adrenergic receptor activity. The record is from RefSeq and is a predicted model, not a curated record.
CAAUGUUGAAAACUGAUGAGAACUGCACAUAUUUCGGAGUCAACUACAGUUUCGAGUGCCGUACAAAUGAUGGAGAGAGUUUUCACAUCGAAGUCUCUCCCGAGCGCGUAUCGUUAUGCCUCCUUCUCUUAUUUUUCGCGCUUUCCACAAUAUUUGGCAAUGGCCUGGUCAUUGUUGCUGUGUCAAGAGAGAGAUACCUGCACACAGUUACAAAUUAUUUUAUAAUGUCCCUGGCAGUGGCAGACUGCCUGGUUGGCUUGUUAGUUAUGCCAUUUAGCGCAGUAUACGAUUCGUUCAGCUAUUGGUUCUUUGGGCCUGAUUUUUGUGAUGUGUGGCACAGUUUCGACGUUCUUGCAUCUUCGGCAUCAAUAUUAAACUUAUGCGUAAUUUCACUGGACCGUUACUGGGCUAUCACAGACCCAUUAAGCUAUCCCACUAAGAUGAGUCCCAAGAGAGCAUGUCGUCUCAUAGCCCUCGUGUGGGUGUGCUCAGCUCUCAUCUCUUUCCCGGCCAUUGCCUGGUGGAGAUCAGUGUCCGAACCACAUCCUUCCGGCGAAUGUCUAUUCACGGAAGACACGGCCUACCUGUUCUUCUCGUCCACAAUAAGCUUUUAUGGUCCAUUGUUAAUAAUGGUCUUCACAUACUUCCGUAUUUUCCGAGCUGCAACACUGCAGACCAGGAGUCUCAAGCAAGGCCAGAAGCUCGUAUCAAGCAACGGAGAAGGUGAAGUCGAGUUGACGCUCCGCAUCCAUCGAGGUGGGGGUGGCAGCAGUAGCAGCGCUAACGGCAACACAGGUCUCGGCCGUACGCAGUCUCAAAAAGGACGUCAAUGCUCUUGCGUCCGUGAGAACGGGAGCUCGAGACUCGCCGAGCAGUCCUUCGGGUCGUCCGAUGACGGCGAUCCUUGCGCUCUAUUGCAAGAGGCUGUGGCGCCUGACUCCAGUUCACGAGUCGUUUCGAGGAACCUCAAGAAUUUUUCACUAUCCAAAAAAUUUUGUAAGUUUGCUAAAGAGAAGAAAGCAGCCAAAACAUUGGGAACUGUGAUGGGAGUGUUCAUAAUUUGCUGGCUGCCAUUUUUUGUCAAUAAUGUCUUGAUGGGAAUUUGUCAAGAAGGUUGCAGCCAGUCACCUCUUGUGGCAGCGAUCCUGACGUGGCUGGGAUGGAGCAACUCUGCCAUGAAUCCUGUCAUCUACGCCUGCAUGGCGAGGGACUUCAGAAGGGCGUUCACGCGCAUCCUGUGCUCCUGCUGCCCGCGCAGCUGCCGUAAGCGCUACCAGCCCGGCUGGCGAGGAGGCAUCGCUCAGUUCGAACCUCAGGAUGACUUCUGAUCGCCUGCCCCGACCCCCGCUUGCCCCCACGCUGUCCUCCUCAACCCUUGAUGAUGGUGACGCCUAUCGUGUCCAACCUGACAACGCCAUUCCUGCGAACGCAGGCCUCGCCAAUUUGUUCGUCGUGCGGCCUUCCGAAGAGACGAGGCUCUGGUCGCGGUCAACACAAGACCUGAGACCCGCGGCUGCUCUCGGAAGAGGAGGAAAUGGAAGCCUGUGGUCCUUUGCCCAAUUCGGCCGUAAAGGACUCGGAAAUUUAGUGGCAAUCGGCAUAGUUUGGCUCAAACAAUCAGUAGCAUUCUGGAAUUCAAAACUCGAAUAUUCAGUGUCAGUUCGAGGAUCUGACUCGACCUAUUCAAUGCUAGUUCGAAAAAUCGACUAAAUAUUCGGUGAGAGUCCAGACGGUAUGACUCAUGUAUAUUCAGUGCGAGUUCUGAUAAUUUGACUCAAUUAUUCAGUGGCAGUCCAGACAAUAUUACUUGAAUAGUCAGUGGCAGACCGGACAAUGUAACUCGAAUAUUCACUCGCAGACCACAUAAUACGAUUCGAACAUUCAGUGGCAGCGUGAAAAAAUUUAUAUGAUCGUUUGACAUUUGCCGGGAGUGAAUGUUAAUGUUUACAUUAGUCCCUGUGUUAAAAUGAAAUCCAAAAGAAAUAUAUAAUGUUUCAGUCGCAGUCCGAAGGAAGAGAAUGAGCACUUGGAAGUCCAUUAGAAGUCAGCAAAGCCAAUAGGAUUCGCUCUCACUAGUCAAGACCGAAAGAUUCGGUUGGUUUGCCUACGUUCAAAGUCCAACUGAAUUCAUGGAGUGGAAGCUUGAUGCUGCAGGACUGUCAUAGAUGCUCCAUGAAUCCAGUUGUCAAAGAUUUUCAAAGAUUUAGAAUUUACACGCAAAGAACAUUGAGCAGAUUUUCCGUUUCUACAAAUUAUAUCUAUUUUUAAAUUCGUGGUUAAUUGAUUAUUUAAACAAUCAAGUGAACGUAAUUGUUGUCGGAGAUUUUUUCUCACAAUCUUUUUUUAUAUUAUAAAAGGAAAUGAAUACAUGAAAUCCAGUAGAGAUGAAAAAGUGCCACAAUUAAUGAAACUGAAGUCUUAUAUUCUAAUGGGAAAUUUUAUCAGACUAUCAUAAUAACACGACUAUAAAUUUUGAUUCAUUAAUUCAAGUUUAUACAGUAUUAAAAAAUUCAAUGUGCUAAGUUAAGUCUAGCAGCCUGGCCAAAAGCAAAUGCCAAGCACAAUUGAGUGCUAGAAACGGUAAUAAUUAUAAAGAAAUAAGAUCAAUUGAAACCAAACAACAUUUCAAACGUUAUUACGUUUAUACUCAAGUAGUCGUUUCAUGUAGUAAAUAUUCUACUAAAAGGUACGCUGAAAAACUUAAUAUGAUUUCCUCUCUCAAUCAGAGUUUGCCAUCUCAUGCUUCUGUUCCUAGUUGCGUUACAGGAUUGUCCCAAUAAGAUGCAGUUCUUAUAUGACCGACAUGGAAGGUGAACUGUCUUUGUACCUAAUUAUUAAUGCCAAAGAUACGAUGCCAUUUUAUGGACAUAAUGCUAGUGAUAUCAAUUCGAGAAUAAGUUAAGGCCCACCCAUAAAUGUGAGAUUGAUACCCCUUUAAAUUACUAAAAUUGUAACCCCGUUAAGCCGAGGUUCACUUUAGAGUAAGCUGCGAAAAUCAUGAUUGUAAGCAGACACUAUCAUGCAUAAUCCAGCAUAAACUGAAUGCGUGGAAGAUAAAUAAACUUCUAAAUUGAUUAUAGAAAGAUUCUAAUUCGAUUCUUACCUGUUUGUCUUCACCGCUCAGAAGUGCUCGCAACACCGGCGUUUUGAAUCUCUGUAUCUAUAUUUAUGUUGUGAUAAAUUGCAUUUAAGUGCUUGAAGUGAACUGUAGGUUUUCUAUUAAUUUAUCGCGUUGUUAUCACAUGAUGCUUAAAAUUGUAAAUCUCUAUU